Molecule: messenger RNA, 1257 nt
Organism: Polychytrium aggregatum
Lineage: Eukaryota; Fungi; Chytridiomycota; Chytridiomycetes; Polychytriales
Exons: 3
Coding region: 1-1257 (418 amino acids)
Biological process (GO): molybdate ion transport
Molecular function (GO): molybdate ion transmembrane transporter activity
Source: RefSeq, a predicted model, not a curated record
AUGCACCUUGGACUCUCUCUCUCUCUGGCCCCAGGCGAUCUCGGCACCCUGUUGCCUAUUCUGCUUGCUCUGUCCAAGUCAAACCAGACCUCGCUUGCGGCGUCGCUGAUCUGGGGUGGUCUCUACAAUAUCGUCUCGGGCUACAUUUUCAGAAUCCCUAUGUGUGUCCAGCCCAUGAAGUCGAUCGCGAGUGUUGCCCUCGUCAGCAAAAUGACUCCGACGCAAAUCGAAAGUGCAGGACUCUCGGUCUCGGCCAUCAUCUUCCUGCUUUCGAUCACCCACACCAUCACCUGGGUCGCCCACCGCCUUCCCACCGAGCUCGUCCGCGGCAUCCAGCUCGGCACCGGGCUCAACCUCGUCCUCAACGGCGUUACCGCCGUUCUGGCUUCUCACCAAUGGGCCUUUGUCAAUGGCCAGUGGAUGGACAACUUUGUCGUUGCCAUCUUGGUUGGUGCCGCCGCCCUGUCUGUCUACAAUGCCAGGCGCAAUCUCUCGGCCCUGGGACUGUUCCUGCUCGGCUUGGUGUUUGCCUUGGUCGCCAUCUGGGCACCUCCGGCCGGCACUCCUCCUCCCGCCAAGCCGGCUUUCACUCUCUACUCGCCCCAGGUCCUCGUGCCAUCCUGGGACGACUUUCGCAUCGGAUUCAUGACCGCGGGGCUCGGACAGCUCGCUCUGACGCUGCUCAACUCGGUGGUUGCCGUGUCUCGUCUCGCUGACGACCUGUUCCCAAACUCGAGCGAUACCCCCGUCGCCAGCGUCAAGUCCAUCGGCGUGAGCGUCGGCCUGUUGAACUUGGUCGGCUGCUGGUUCGGCUCGGUCCCAUACUGCCACGGCUCCGGCGGCCUCGCUGCCCAGUACCGGUUCGGCGCACGCUCCGAGGUCAGCAUCGUCAUGCUCGGCAUCUUCAAGAUCCUGCUGGGCCUGUUCCUUGGCCAGUCCCUGGUUGGAGUUCUGGAUCAGUUCCCACAGUCGAUCUUGGGCGUCAUGCUGAUCCUGGCCGGCCUUGAGCUAUGCACCGUCAUCAAGGACCAGAGCUUCGACCUGGCCGCAUACGACCGCACCGUCAUCAACGACCGCUUUGUCGUCAUGUUUGUUACCGCCGGAGGUGUUGUCGGCUUCAAGAACGACGGCAUAGGGUUCCUGAUUGGCGCCAUGGCCUGCGCGCUGCUCUAUCUCCAGCAGCGCCAGCGCCAGCGCACCCUGGCCAAGGCCAAUGCGGAUCUGGGUGCAUCAACCCUCACCGAAGGCGGAAUCUAG